Molecule: messenger RNA, 3468 nt
Organism: Eimeria tenella
Lineage: Eukaryota; Apicomplexa; Conoidasida; Eucoccidiorida; Eimeriidae
Exons: 9
Biological process (GO): regulation of transcription by RNA polymerase II
Cellular component (GO): nucleus; SWI/SNF complex
Molecular function (GO): transcription coregulator activity
Source: RefSeq, a predicted model, not a curated record
GUAGCCGCGCUGCCAACACGGCAGUCAGUGUGGGUGCACCAGCCAUGGCGGUUUUAUGACGAGGUGUCUGUACACCUGGAUGCAUGCGCUGCGCUGCUGCACCUCGACGUAACAGACGCAGUGCUGCGGCUGGUCUCAACGCACCCCAAGACAUCCAGCAGCAGCAGCAGCAGCAGCAGCAGCAGCAGCACAAUGCGUGAGAGCGGGAACAGCGUGGCUGUGGAGGUGCUGCAGCGCCUCGACAUGCUGCUGCAGUACGUUGCUGGCAGCAGGUGUUUGUACACCCUGCUGCUGUCUAUAUUGCGGCUGCGAUUUCUGCAUUCUUUGCUGCCUGUGGGGCGCUUCCGAAUUGCAAUAAAGAAGGCAGCAGGAGGCAGCAGCAGCAGCAGCAGCAGCGCUCCAGCCAUCCCCCCCAGCCCGGCCACGGCCCAGCAGCAGCAGCAGCCGCUCGACCUAGAGACAGGAGAUGCUGCAGCAGGUGCUGCUGCUGCGACUGGCUGGGGCGGCGGCCUCGGCGGCCACUUCAUCCCUAUUGAGAGCGUAGCGCAGCAGCAGAAUCAGCAGCAGCAGCAGCAGCAGGCAGCAGCACAACGCGCUGCAGUAGAAGCAGUUGCUUCGGGCCCCAGCUGCGAGGCCUCGCCGGCACCUGACGGACGCUCUCCCAGUGCAGCAGCAGCAGCAGCAGCAGAAACUCGGGGACCCCUGAGCAGCCCCUCGGCCGCUGCAGCAGGUGACGACCCCAGCAACAGCAGCAAAAGCAGCAGCAGCAGCAGCAGCAGCGAGUACUGCGGCGUGGAGUGCGAAGCCGUGUGGGGUACUGUCCGUUUGCUACUGUUUGCUCGUGCUGCUUUUCUCUUCGGCGAAGCAGAAACAGCAGACCCUCAAGCUGCGUUGGCCCAGUUUGCCCUGCAUGCAGCGCAUGUGGGACUUGACGACGAGGAUUCGCCGCAGUUGCAGCAGCUGCUGUUUGCAAGGGACACCAGAGAAGAGCUCCGCAGCUGCAGGGUCAAGUCCAGCGGCGACCUGCUGGACGCCUCUUUGCUGCUGCUGGCGCCCCCCGUGCUUCGCUGCUUGUCGCGGUGUCUCAGCAGCAAAUUGCUGCGGCAGCCUUCGCAGCAUUCUUUUUGUUCUUUGGGCGAAGAUGCAGCAGCAGGUCAAUUCCUGGGCCUCACGCUGCUAGGGCUGUCCGCGCCUUACGUGGGUCUCAUGAAGUUUUUGCUGGAAUCCCCUCCGACUGCUGCUGCGCUAGCUGUUGGGGCCCAGCUCAGUUCGCAGCAGCAGCAUCAGCAGCAGCAGCAGCAGCAGCAGCAAACGAGGAGCUAUUUGAAGCCGAGCCACGCCGAAGGUAGCGGCAGCAGUAGCAGCAGGAGCAGCGGCAGCAGCAGCAGCUGCGGUAAGAGCAAUCAUGAGCCGCAGCAGCCCGCAGCGCAAGAACUGCAUAUCCCAGCAGCAGCAGCAGAACCGACAUGCGCAGCAGCAGCAGCUGCUGCUAUAGGAGCUCGGGACUUGAAAGGCAGUAUAUUUGAUGAGGGCAACGAGCACGAGACCCCUUUUGCUUCCCCCGCUAUACGGUCAGCAGCACCCCCCGCAGCAGCAUCAGCAGCAGCCGCAGCGGGACCCGUGGGCUUCCCCCCAACCCGCCCCUUCAGGGUAGUUGCUGCUCACCCGCAUGCAGACGCAGCAGCAGCUUCCGCCGCUGGUGGUGUUGCUUCUGGCACGGGAAGAAACAGCAGCAGCAGCAGCAGCACCCACAGCAGCAGCAGCCACACCAGCUAUGUUCGCUCCAAGCGGUCCCUCUCAAGCAGCGAGUUGGCCCCGUUGGGACGCCCACGGAGCGGAAGCACUGGGGAGCAGCAGCACCUGCAGCAGCACCAGCACCAGCAUGCGCAGCAGCAGCAGCAGCAGCGGCGGCAGCUGGCCAUUCCUCUUUCGCGGGUGCUGCAGCACGUGACAGAAGGGGCUGCUGCUUCGCAAAGCUCGCGCGUCUUGGCAGUGGUUCAGGACUGCUUGAGGCAUCAGCUAGCCCAGGACGGCGCAGCAGCAGCAACAACAGCAGCUGCUGCUGCUGCAGCGCCUGCAGCAGCAGGCAGCAGGGGCGUCGUCGUUGGCUAUGAAGCCUCGCUGCUCACUGUUUGCUGCCCCACUUCUUUUCUUUCUGCUUAUCUUCCGCCCUUUGCUGGUCACGCGUGGUCAGGUUUGCUGGCGAGUUUGCUGACGCUGUUUGCUACUGAGCCGCAGCAGCAGCAGCAACAGCAGCAGCAGCAGCAGCAGCAGCGAAUUGCCGCGCUCGCCAAAGCUAUCAUCAAGCAGCAGGAACAGCUGCAGCAACAGGCAGUACCCCCGAGAGGAUGCAUGCAGCACACGCUGCGGCUGCUGGGGCGGUGCGCCCAGGCCCUUAGUGCAGCUGCUGCUGCAGCAGUAGCAACGGGAGCAGCAGCAGCAGCAGAUGCGUCGGACGGCCUGCGUGGUGCGUCUCCCGCAACAGCCGCUUUCGGCGCUGCUUCCGACACGGCAGCGCCAGCAGCAGCAGAGCAAACUACCCCGCUGGCAGCAGCGGGACCAGCAGCAGCAGCAGCAGGAGCAGCAGCAGCAGCCAAAGGGAGCGGCGCAGCUCCUCUUGCUGCAUGCGCUCUUUUCUGCUCAAAACUCAGAGUGGCUCUCUUGUCCGUAAACGACGAAGACGUCUGCCGCCGCCUGCUGAUGGCUGCCAACACUGAGUUGCUGCUGUGCAGACUGCUCCUGCUGUGCCUGCCGGGCGACAACUGCGCGAGCGUUAUGCACCGCCGGCUGCUGCAGCACCAGCUGCUGAAGACAACAGUCAUGAGAGAUGCCCUGACAGUAUCUUCCUUGAAGCGCAAGUACAAGCAAGCUGCAAUGGUGGCCAGGAGACCUGCUGCUGCUGCUGCUGCUGCUGCUGAGGCCGUCGCUGGCGCUGCUCCCGGGGCUGCCGCUGCAACGAGGCCCGCUGCGGGUACUGCGCCAGGCACGCCCGCAGUGAGCGGGCAGCAGCAGCAGCAACAGCAGCAGCAGCAGAGCGUGCAGCAGCAGCAGCAGCAGCAGCAGCAGCAAACGGGGGAAAAGAAGGCCGCCUACGCCGCGUUGACUCCUCAAGGCUUUCUUUGCCACGAAACCCUCGAGUUGGAUUUCCUGCAGCUCUUUGAGAAGAAAGAAACUGUCAGACUUGCCUUCGUUCCGGGCCGGCUGGUCAGUCCGCUGCUGCUGGACGCCUCGCGGCACUUAUUUGCUGUUGCUGAGUGGGCCUUUCCGUUUCCUUACUAUUCGCUGCUGCUGCUGCGGGAAGCAGCAACGCGCCGCCUGCUGGGCAUCCCACGGGCCAUCGCCGCUAUCGGCAACCUCAAAAGAUUGGCAGCCGACCGCUACGCUGCUGAGGGAUCUUAUUCUGUGGUGGCAGCGGUUUUCUCUUCUGCUGCUGAUAGCGCUCUGGAGCUGCUGCGCCGAUCAGUUUGA